AAGAGGAAUUGGGAAAAUUACUCGGAAACCCUUGCAUUUUCGAAGCACCUCAUUUCACCGCAUCGUGAAGAACUUCAUGGUGCAAGGUGGUGACUUCAGCGAGGGUAAUGGGAGAGGUGGCGAAUCAAUUUACGGCGGUUUCUUUGAAGGUGAGUUUGCCUUGCUCGUUACAGCUGCUGGCUGCAAUUGACACUGUCAAAACAUCUCCUAUCCUCACUUAUGCACACAACACAUGCGCUAGCGUAAAUUAAAUUGAUUUAUGUUAGUAUUGGUCGGUGCAUAUCCUCAGCUGUGUGUUGAAUAUCUGGUGCGUGCGCACAGUCUAAAGGCCAUUUCCAGCGAUGGUAGCUUUUGUGUUAGGUGGAAACUUAGCACCUCUUUGACAUCUGUCUGCCUGUUUCACCUGAACACUCUUAACUUAUUGUUUUAUUUAUAGACCGAUGUUCUUUGCAUUCCACAAGGUGAGUACAGCACAUAACAAAAAACUGUGUUCUCCAAAAAAUGGUGUUUGAACAAGAGGUAGGUUUAAACAUGUUCAACAUUACAUAGGUCAUCUGCCUUGCAACUUAUGAUGCGAAAAAUACCAAAUGAACACUUGCAAGUGCCAUUUUUCUUUUCAGGCUUAAACGUUUACAGUACGUUUAAUAGAGUCUCUUGAAAUAUUGGAUCGACGAGUUUUUAUUAGCGCGCUUGCUAUGCCGAUGACCUUUGUUAGAAUAAAUUAAUUGUGAAAUGUUUCCAUGCAAAAAUGUCAAUACUUUAAAUUAUGGAGAAGGAUAGACCUAUCUGUAACCUAAUUAAGAAUGGAAAUGAUUGUAGUAAUGGACAGAAUUGCAUUGCUGUAUUUUUUUAAACAUGUCAGGGCUCAGUCGAUCUGUUUUUUUACACAAUCACGUUUAUUUUGGCACAGAUGAAAAUUUUCAACUGAAGCAUGACCAGGAGUUUCUGCUUUCCAUGGCGAACAGGGGCAAGGACACCAAUGGCUCCCAGUUCUUCAUGUGAGUGGUGUAUGUGGCUCGUGGCCAUGUGGCCACACCCAGCGUGUGGGCCUGGUGCCAUCCCACUAGUCGUUGGCCGCGGCACUGUGCAGCUAACUGACUGGUCAGCUGGCUGGCUAGCUCAUUUGUUAGCUAGCCAGCUGGCUAGUUGAUUGGCGGGUUGGAGUGUUUGAUCACUAGCUGUCCGCUGGCCCAUUAAUUGAUUCGCUGGAUGGCUCCUUAGUUCACUCGCUGGCUGACCUUUUCGUUAAUUGGCUGGCUCGCUGGCUGAUUGACUUGUCUGUCAGCUGGCUGUCCAGCCAGAUGAUUCCUGUUAUUAUUUAGUGAAGUGUUAGCUUUUUAGUUGGUAAUUUUAAAGGCGUUUCUUUUGUGCCUUUUCUGUUCAUGAACUGAUUAUUACACGUUUCAAUAAUUGUUCUGUUAUGGUUUCUUUGGAUUGGUUUAAACAGAUCCAAAUGCAAGGUUUGAGUAAAAUGAGAUAGUGGCAAACAGUAGGAUCCAGACAUGUAGCUGCCACAAGGAUGUUAUGUUGUACAUGUUGUUAAUUGUAUGUUAUGUACCAACUAUUAAUCUUUCUUCCACUGAUAUCUUGCUUUACUAACAGUUGUCUUCUAUCGUGUAGAUCCAACCGUGUUGCUUUACACCAUUCCCAGGGCCCUGCCACAGUUUAACUCUGUAGCUGCAAAACCACAGUUGCUUGAUGUGUGACAUGACCUGUAUACCAGUAACCAGUGGGCAAAUUUGCCUAAAAGUGUGUGUCUUUGUUCAGCGAUGGUGCAGUAGUUCACACAUUGCACUGCAACCCCGGAGAUCUGGGUUUAGUUCCUGGCCAUGGGUAGAUAACACUAGUGACAAGUGGUAUCUCAACCUGUACUGGGCCCUCCCGUUAGCUUUUACUUUAUUGGGGCGAAGGGUGUUAAACAGAACUAGGGAGACAAAGACUGCUGGGCGUUGUUCUGGCCACACCAACUCAAGGGUAUAUGGCUUACCUCAGUAUGAGCCCACAGCUGUUUGAGGUUGUAAAUAUUUUUCUUUAUUUCAUGAAGUUGUGAUCCUGAAUAGUGACAUUUGCGCAGCAGGCGGCAGUGAAUUUUGAAAUACCUGUUAUUUACCCACGUGUGCCUGGUAAAUAUAUACCAAAUACACUUUCUUUUAUAGGUUAUUAGCUGCUUUGCUCAUGUAUAAAUCGGUUCACACAAAACACCAGCGAAGUGUGGGCCCCUGGAAUUGGCAAUUAAUAAGCUGUGGAGUAAAUUAGUUUGUGCAUUACUGGGUGGUGUUCCUCUGAAACUCCACAGCGUGAAAGAGAAACAUGCCAGCUUUGGUUUCUCAGCUUCCUGCUGUCAAAGUUAGAAUGGUAUGUUGGCUUAAUUUAAGAAACGGACAGCCUUCCAAAAAAUCACAUCAACUCGUUUUUCUAAGAGCUGGAAUGUGCCAUUACAAGCUGUGGGGGUUGAGUUGGAGCCAAGACUAUGUUAAGUUUUUGAAUUUCUGUCAGGAAUUGUACUUUACGAUUGCUGUACUUGAAUAUGUGUGCAAAUGUUUACAUUACAUUAACACUUUUUUUCUGGUGUUAAAAUUUCUCUCUUGCCAUUUUUGUGUAAAAUUUGCAGAAUCAUUGUUACCCCCUCUGCUAUCAAGCACCACCAAGCCGGCCCCUCACCUCGACGGAGAGCACGUCGUGUUCGGACGCGUCCUAUCCGGCCAGGACCUCUUGAAGGAGAUUGAGAACCAGAAGACGGACGCCAACAGCCUCCCGUACGCAGACAUUCGCGUGGUGCAUUGCGGAGAGGUCAACGAGCAGCUACGAGGCGAGAACGAUGGGCUCCGUACGGGGAGCCGCGACCGCCACUCGUCCCGCUCGGCCUCGUCCCAUUCGGACUCGGACAGCGAAGCUGAACGGGGGAGUGGCGUUGCGGGCGGGACUGGUGGGAUGCGUAAACGCAAGGCGGUGGAUGAGGACGUGUCCUCCAGGGGUGCAGACUCCAAGCGCCCGAGGCCGGCGCACUGGGCGUCCCGGAGAUCUUCCACCGGGAGAGGCUCGUCGAGCCGCAGCUCCGAUGAGGAGCUGUCGUCGCCGAGACGUCCGCGCCGCACCGUGCAGCCUGACCUGAUCCCCGCCGUGCCGCAGAAUAGUUUCCUGCUGCGGGGGAACUCCAAGCCCAAGAGCAGUGACGCCCUGCCGGGCCGGGGCAAACCCACCCAACACCAGCCGGCCGUUUCCAAGUCUGGCCGCAAGAUCAAGGGGAGGGGCACUAUGCGUUAUCGCACGCCCUCGGGCUCCCGCUCGGAGUCGGAGGCCGCCGCUGGGAAGGUGGAGAGCUGGCGCAGCGAGACCCCCCCUCACUGGAGGGAGGAGAUGAACAAGACAAGGAACACGGCGCCAGCACAGAGCAGCCAGGGCCGCUGGACUAAGGGUGACAAGCUGGCAGAGUACGAGCGCAAGGACGAGCACCGCUCCCCAUCUCCCUGGUCGCACGACGGCUAUGUGGAGGAGCGCGGCCAGUCAGAGCACAAGAAGAAAAAUACCAAAAAGGCAAAGCACAAGAAGAAAAAAAAACACAAGAAGGAUUCUGAGAAAGAAAAAUCUCCGGCAAAAUCCAUCGAGCCACCCUCCUCGCAGUCCAGUCUGAGGUCCGAGUCCAUUGACAUUAGCCGAAAAAAUACUUUACAGCCCCUUCUCCAAACCCCAACAGAUUCCAAGGUUUUAAAGAAAUCCAGCGACGCCACCGGUAAAACACUCUCGGAUCGGUCACGAGAUAUCUCGAGUUCAAGGUCACGCUCCAGUUCUUUAUCACGUUCUUCACGUUCGAGUUCGCAGUCGAGCUCCCGGCUGUGGUCUCGCAGGAGAAGCUACUCCACGUCACGCUCCAUUUCCCGCUCGCCGUCCCGCUCACAAUCCUCCACCAGACCCCGCCGCUUCCACUCGAGCCGCGGACGUUUCGCCAGGGCUCACCGCGGGUCGCGCUCUAGCACGGGGUCGCGCUCGUACUCCAGGUCGAGGUCAAGGUCGCGCCGGCGGUCGUACUCGCGGAGGCGGUCGUGCGGGCGAUCUUACUCUCCCCGCGGCCAUUCCUCCUACUCCUCGCGCUCUCGCUCAGGUUCACGGGCCAGGGUGGCCCCCUCCACAGCACGGCCAGCUGCUCCCCAAAACCCCGUCGCUGUCAAAGCAGCCGAGAUUGCCAGGGUGCUGGCGCCCGUAUUGGUGCCGACGGAUGAGCCUGCGGCACCUCUACCCCCCAUGAGUGACAGCCCUCCGCCCUCGCGUUGGAAGCCGGGGCAAAAGCCUUGGAAGCCUUCCUAUCUCAACACCAAAGAGUCUCGUGGUAGUGCCGCGACUUUCCCUUCCGUUGUCUGGCUCCCUCCACUGGCUGUUGAGGGCGACAAGCAGAUGGUGCCGCAAGCGCCGCAGAAGCAGAGCGUCGCCUUGGAGUCGGUGAUUGAACUGGAUGGACAGGUGCUGAUAGAGGAACCACAGGGCAUGAAAAGGAAGCACAGUCCUGCGAGGGUGAAGACCGCAUCCAGGUCGCACACGAGAUCACGCUCCUCUUCCGUUUCCAUGGGCAAGGAGCUCCACAUCUCGUCACGCUCCAGGACGAGGUCCCCAUCGCGAUCGGAUGCGCGUGCCAGCUCCAGGUCUCCGUCUCACUCGUGGUCCCCUGACUACAAAGCCCACUCUCUAUCCAGCUCUACGUCCUCCUCGGACUCCAGGCGUGCGGCUGUACGAGCCGAGCCCACGGAGCCGGAGCGGCCUGCAGUGAGUGGUGCCAAGGAACCUCCCCUGUCCGAAGGGGAGCUCUCACACUUGUCAAGUCGGCCAUCCGACGUGGACUCCGCCUCCAGUGGGGUGGCGUGCCUCAAGCGCAGGAAGAAGCCGAAAGGCCUGAGGAAGAAAAAGAGCAAGAAGAAGAGGUCCCACCGCAAGAAGCAACAGAAAGCAACGAACGAGAGGGAGGGCAGUUCUGCAAGCGCAGAUUCAGGCCAAGCUGAAUUGUGCCCCUCCCGUUCCAAUGGCGACAAGAAUACCCGGGUGCGCCCCGCCCCAAGGCCUGUGGGCAACACCGAGAAGGGCAGAGCACAUGACAGUCAUUCGAAAAAAGAUGGCGACAAAAAGAAGAGAAAGAAAAAAGUGGCAGAAAAACCGAAGGGAACGUUUCACUGGCAGCCACCUCUUGAGUACGGGGAGGAAGAGGAGGAAGAAGAGGAAGAAUCGCGUGGUGACAGUCUGGUCACAGCAGCUGGCACCAGUGACAAACAGGGUCGAGGAGAGGGCAGAGCUGAUGACAUGGUGACCGAACAAGUGUCUCGUGGUGCUGAUAGCGGUGGUGGUGUAAUUGGAGUGGCGGCGGCGGCAGCGGUGGUCCAUCUUGAGGCUGUGAGCAGCACGGACGUGCGCAUUGGAAGUGGAGGUGGCAUCCCACCGAGAGUAGUCGGUGCAGUUGCCCCUGUAGAAGAGACUGCUGAGAUUACUAAAGAGAAACGCUCAGCAUUGACACCUCCGAUUGACGAAUCUGUUGAGGAGUUUGAGAAACUUGAAAACAUAAAUGGCGCAAGUGCAGACCCGGAUAAGUGUGCACAUCAACUGGAGGCAGCUGAUGAGCUCACGGAGUUGAAUGUAGCCAUGCCAGAUGAGGUAGGGCCCAUGGACGUGUCACCUUUGAAGGACAUUACAGAGCACGCCACGGACACCUGUGUUAGAAUGUCUGCAGAGAACGUACCGGACAAGACCUUCGACCCACACGAAAGUGUCUCCCUGUGCACCAAGACGACACCUGAGCCCGGUUGUGAGCUUGCUGGUGAAUGCUCGUCAGCACGUGCAAUUACACCAGACGCAGAGGGAGCCGUAGAGUGCGCGAGUAGUCCAUGUGUGGACGCUCGCAGGGGACACAGAGAUGCAAGAGACACUCCACGCGAAUCUGUCACAGAGCAGCUGAAAACGGUGACGGCCGCUAACGUGGGUGCAGCAGCGAAGACGGAGGAGCGACGAGCAGAAGCAGCAGACAGGGUGGACGAGAGAGAGGAGGAUGCGAUGAGCCUGGAUGAGGAUGAGUCGUUGUCCGUCGUGGAGGUGCACGUACCUGCCCUCCAGGUGGAGGGUAUCAAGCUGGAGCCAGAAACUCCUUCGCCUGCAGUGUUUGUCGGCAGUGACGCCGUCCCAGAGACGAGGGCAGUGACGUACACCAUUUUAUCGGACAAGUGGAAGCCUGUGAAGGAAACCCAAGCGGUCCUCUCUGUCGCCACUGCCAAGGUGGAGAGGGCAAACCGAAAGAUGCGUGCCGGCAUUGGCGCGGGCGGAAAAGCCGUGCUCAGCGGAACGGUUUCUGUCGGCAAUCUGAAAUGGAAACCUGUGGAGGGACCAAAGAUUUACAUAUCGCCCAAAGUGGCGGUGUCCAACUUGCCCGCCAAUUCAGCCAGUGCUGGCUUGAAGGAGGAACCUGAAACUCGGUCAGACAAAGUGGUCGGCGUGGGUGGGCAGCUCCCCCGAGUGGGUGUGAAGCCAGUGCCGGGCAGUGGAGACGCGGCAACCAGCCGGGAGAAAGCGUCCACUAAGGAAACCUCGCGGAAAGACUCAUUGAAAGUUCUCGACAUGAUCAAGAAGAAAGCGGUGAAGCCAGGCUCGCUCUUCGACGAGCUCAGCAAGACGAUGAAGCAACGGCGACAUCAGCGACCGCGAGCCAAGUCGAGCGACGGCUCCAGCGACGAGGAAGACAACGAUUACAACGACGACGACGACGGUUGUGGCGGCGGAGGAAGCGGCGGUGACAGUGUUGGCGGUAGAAGUGGCAAGAGGGAUGGCAGGAAGCGGCGGAGCAGCAGGCGGAGCUCGAGGCGGCGCCAACGACGGCCGGGGCAGAACAGCGGCAGUCGUGAGAGUUCCCGGAGUCGCAGGGCGUCGCGCUCCAGCCGCUCCAGCAGCUCCGAGUCACGCUCUCGCAGCCGAUCGCGCAGCCGCUCGAGAUCCUCGCACGGGUCCGGCCGGCGCCACGUGGGCAGCAGCCGAAGACGCGUGCGGGGACGCAGCCGGAGGAGUUGGAGCCACGCUCGCUCGUGGAGAAGCUUAUCCAGCUCUGACCGCAGCUACCGGCGCCGCAGGAGGUCAUACAGCCGCCACUCGAGGUCACGGUCUCGCAGCCGCUCCCACAGCCGCCGCAGCCACUCGAGGCGCUCAUACUCCUCCCACGGCAGCUACCGCAGUACGAGUCGGAGUCGCGGCCGCCGCAGCUCAACCUCCGACAGCGACAGGUCACGAAGGAGCAGGACACGCUCACGCUCCCGUUCUCGCCGGACGUCGUCGCGUUCGUCCAGCGGCAGCGGACACGGCUCCUACAGCGGCAGCGCCAGUGCGAGUAGUCGCUAUAGCUAGGACGAGCGCAGAGUCAGGGGAGCUGGAGGGUUCUCGCGGGUGCCGUUUGGGUUCCGUGUGGGAGAGGGAAAAUACGCUGGGCGAAACCGUGCCUACAUCGCAGCUGGUGUGUAAACGGGAACUACAUCCUUGAGAGUUGCACCACACCGUGGGAGUCGCACUACUUGUGCCACCAGGUUAGAUGCACAACAAGCAAGUGUACGCCACAAGUAACGUACAUCGCGAGAGACUGAGCACUGCACCCUGGGUGCGACGAUCUUGCGCCGUGCCCUAUGCAGUCACACCACUCCUUGUGGACAUUCACCCAACACUCUGGGCACAAUUACGCCACACCUUGGACAAGCACUUGUUCGCUAUACCCUGCGGACAGCCACACCACACGAUGGGUGGAAAGCAUUAUCCUGCGCCCUGGAGUCGCACACUCGAACCAACUACUCACGGCGCAAUGGAAUCCAUGCAGUGAUGACGCUGCUGUGAUGAGCAAAGUUAUCGGCUGGAUCACACCUCAAAGCUCUCCUUUCAGUAACAAUGAGGGCAGUAGAGUUAAAGGGAAAGUUUCUUGAUGUUUUUUUUUUUAAAUAAAUGCUGAAACAAAAUUAACAUCUUGUAAAAUUCAAGGCACUGCAAAUGAUUGGUGGUGGUGGUGUGUAAAGGGUGAGAAGCAACAAAGUGAUUUUACAACUCGAGGAAAUUUUGAUUUAAAGCUUUCGUGACUGCAGGGAUUCAUAUUCUUGGUUCUUUCGGUAAAGUCACGUAGAAGGGAAACAAUAAAAUAAUACGUGACUUUACCGAAAGAACUAAGAAUAUAACUCGAGGAAAUGUUUCCAGAAUUGUAAUUUUAUAGCAGCCAAGUUCAUUACUUUGUGACAAAGUAACAAUUAUCACGGGGAAAAUACUCACGGGGUUUGCUUCUCCACCUUGUUCCUGCGUUUCAUAAAAGCCUCAAGUUCUAAACGUCAACGCCGCUUCGAUGCUGCAGACAAGGUCACUGUCCCUGCCAGAUUCAAUGCCUGUGCAAGAGUUAAUCAUGCACGUGACUUGAUUUAUUUCGAUCCAGUCUCAAUGCCAACCGUGGAACGCUGCAUCAUGCGCCGUCAUUUCAUGGCUAGUUUGAGGCUGCUGAUGUUCUGAAUGUAUUGCUAGGCUCGGUGAGCAAAACAAAGUGAGACCAGUGUAAAAAAUCUUGUUCCCUUUGCAGGUGAUGUUGGCCAACAUUGUAAAGUGCCAAUGUAGGUCAACAUUGUCAAAUGCCAAUAUAGGUGAAGCAAGAAUAGGUUAAAAAAUGUUUGCUGCAGCCAUGCCAAGUCUUGUUUGAAAGCUAAUUUUGUUUCAUGUCAUUAAGACCGCUCCGCAUGAUGGGGUGCAGUAGUCUUGGGCUGAGCUGUGGUGAAUAUAGGCACACUGACAGUACAUUACAGUGAUAUAAUUAUUCUUGUAAUCUGUUACUUGACAAAAAACUAUAUUUUAUAUUCACACUAAUAACUGAAUUUAUUGCAUUUAGCACAAUAUAUUGUAUGUACAUAAACGUAUGUACUGUAUGUUACGGAAUAGCUGGCCUAUUUGGCCCAGAAAAUCUUGUCUUUUAAUUUUGAGAAUAGUUUCCAGUAUGUGUUAAUUGUUGGGUGUACUGUACUUUGUUGUAAAUUCACCAACACCCUAAGCAGAAACCUUUUCAUCUUUGAGUGUUAUCCCUUCAUAUGCUUGGCAUUUCUCCAGCUCCUCUGGUUUCUUCAAUGUCUGGUUAUUUCAUACUCCGUGAAAGUCAUACUUUCCUAGCAGGCUUUCUAAAAAUUUUGACUGGGUGAAGACUUUACUGGGUAAAUAUUAAUUAUUACGGAGCAUCCAACACCAUCUCCUUAUGGAACUAGUGGUGGGAAGAUAGGUACUUUUCUAGCUGAAUCUUGUCACAUUCUGAUAUUUUUAAACGUAUUCGUGGUUUAUUUAACACAAACGAAAGCAUACAUUUGGUUUCUGGAGAGUUUUUUUAUCACUUGGAAAGUUAAAUAGAGGCUGUGGGCUGUGUGUGUGAUGCACGCUCACGUUGAUGCCUUUGGUGACACUGCGAGUAAGAACGUUCAACACUGCCCUUUGUAAAAUUUUUGAACAAAAAAUCUACACAGAACAUGAACCUCUUCGGCUGCUGUAAAUAAAUAUGAACAAUAA
Messenger RNA from Petromyzon marinus (sea lamprey), 9525 nucleotides. NCBI's taxonomy places the organism in Eukaryota, Metazoa, Chordata, Hyperoartia, Petromyzontiformes, Petromyzontidae. The record is from RefSeq and is a predicted model, not a curated record.